CUCUGUGCCCGCCAUCCCUCCGCAGCCAGGCAGACCGCAGAAACUGACAAGAGUAGCCGACUGACGGAGGGCUAAGCCAAGAUGGGACGAGACAUCUGGUACGACAGAGCCAGCACAACAACAGGAAGUCUGGUGUAGAAGCUGAACCAGAAGAGAGCCCAGGCAGCAGUAGUAGCAGCGACAGCAGUGGUGGGGCGGUAGAUGCCCUCCCCUCAGCCCCAGGCCCAGUUCCUCCCCAGGCCCCUUUAGGAGAGAAGAGAGAGGACAGCUCCUGCUUUGACAGCUCUGUAGACUCCAGUGAGGAAGAGGAGGACAAAGAGGAGGACCCUGCCAUGUUCUCUAACUUUCUAAGCGGGGCCAACCCCCUCAGCUCUGUCUCCUCUGCUGUCAGAGGAGGUCUUUUUGGGGACAAUGGGGAGGUUGACAAACAGAAAGCAGGUCCUCAGCUUCCUGGGUCAGUUCCUGGCCCUGCGAAUGCCCCACAGCAGCAACAGGGAGGACCCCAGCUGCAGGGGAACGGUCAGGCUGGUCAACCAGCCAAACCUAGUGGGCAGCAAGCCCCCGCUAAGGGUGAACCACAACAGCAAGGACCUCCUAAGGGUGGUCCACAACAGCAAGGACCUCCUAAGGAUGGUCCACAACAGCAAGCCCCUCAACAGCAAGGACCUACAAAAGGUGUACCACAACAACAAGCCCCCCAACAGCAAAACACUGCUAGGGGUGGACCACAACAGCAAGCACCUGAUAUAGGUGGACCGCAACAACAAGGGUCACCUAAGGUUGGCGCUCAGCCACAAGUGUCCCCUAAGGGUGUACCACAACAGCAAAGACCUGCUAAAGAUGGACCCCAACAGCAAGGGUCACCUAAAGUUGGAGUUCUGCCACAAAAUCCUAAGGGACCACAACAGCAAGGACCUGCUAAGGGUGGACCCCAACAGCAAGGAUCCCCUAAGGUUGGAGCUCAGCCACAAGGGUCCCCUAAGAUUGGCACUCAGCAGCAUGGUUCCCCUAGGACUACACCACAGCAGCAGGGUUCCCCUAGGACUACACCACAGCAGCAGGGUUCCCCUAGGACUACACCACAGCAGCAGGGUUCCCCUAGGACUACACCACAGCAGCAGGGUUCCCCUAGGACUACACCACAGCAGCAGGGUUCCCCUAGGACUACACCACAGCAGCAGGGUUCCCCUAGGACUACACCACAGCAGCAAGCCACUGGUAAAGCUGGGCAUCAGUCUAAAGCCGGACCUAUGGCUGGAGCUAAACCCCUGUGCCCAGUGUGUAACACUACCGGACUCAACCUACACUCCAAGGAGCCACCCAACUAUAACACCUGCACACAGUGUAAGACUGUCGUCUGCAGCUUCUGUGGCUUCAGUCCUCCUGACUCUGGCGGUAAGGAGUGGCUGUGUCUGACCUGCCAGAUGCAAAGAGCACUCGGAGGCUCUGACCCACCUGGACCCCCAAAGAUGAAACCCCAUGCUUCACCCAACAAAGCCUCUAUAUCUCCUGCACCACAGAAGAAAGACACCUCUACACAAGGCUCCAUCCAGAAAAACCCUAUUACAUCAGCAACACAGCCACCCAAGGCAGAGACUGCUAAAGCAGCAGACCCUCAGACACCGGCUAGCCCAGUACCUGCCCAGAAUGCACCACAGGGGAACCGGAGAACAUCAGGGCCUCAGAAACCGCCAGCGCAGCCAGGCCAACCUGGGCAUAAGCAGAGUAAUGCCACCCCAUGCACACAGGAGGAGCCUGAGAAGCCUCAGCAAGAGCUUCCAAAGGAUGGAGCCUCUCCUGCCAACGUUGUGCCACAGCUACAGGCUCAGGCCCCCAAGCAAGAGUCAGGGGGCUUCUUUGGCUUUGGUGGCCCUAAAUCUCAGAUUUCCUCAAAGCCUGAAGAUUCAGUGUCUGGUAAGAUGUUUGGCUUUGGCUCCUCCAUCUUCAGCUCUGCAUCCACUUUGAUCACCUCUGCUGUUCAGGAUGAGCCCCACACCACUCUCCCAGCUUCCCCCAUGGUGUCUGCACCGGCCUCUCCCAAGAUGCCCCCUGCAAAGGAGACCAAACCACCUGCUGUCCAGAAAGCAGAGGAGAAGAAAGCAGAGCAACCCCGACAGGCCAAGGUCCCCCCAUCAGUACAGGUCAACGUGGACAAACCCCCAUCAGAGCCUCCGAAGGGAACAGCAUCCUCCCAACCAUCUCCCAAAGCAGGCCAGUCCACCUGUCCACUCUGCAAGGUGGAACUCAACAAGGGCUCCAAGGACCCUCCCAACUACAACACCUGCACCGAAUGCAAGAACACUGUCUGCAACCUCUGUGGAUUCAACCCCAUGACAAAUGUUACUGAGGUGAAGGAGUGGCUGUGUCUGAACUGCCAGAUGAAGAGAAUGGAACCCACAGGACCUCCCAUGAUGAAACCCCAAGCUUCUCCAAACAAAGGUUCUGCACCUCAGAAAUUCACUGUCACACCCAUCGCUACCCAAAAGAAAGACAUUCCAACACCAGGCUCCCCCCAGAGAAGACCUUCUACAUCAGCAACAGAGCCACUCAAGGCAGAUGCUGUUAGAGCAGCAGACCUUCAGAGACCAGCCAGCCCAGCACCUGUUCAGAAGGCACCACAGGAGAACCGGAGAACAUCAGGGCCUCAGAAACCACCAGAUCAGCCAGGGCAACCUGGGCAUGAGCGGAGCAAUGCCACCCUGUCACAGCAGGUGCCUGGGAAGCCUCAGCAAGAGCCUCCAAAAGGUGGGACAUCUCCUGCCAAAGCUGUGCCAACACUACAGGCCAAGCCCCCCAAGCAGGAGUCAGGGGGCUUCUUUGGUGGCUUUGGUGGUCCUAAAUCUCAGAUUUCCUCAAAGCCUGAAGAUUCAGUGUCUGGGAAGAUGUUUGGCUUUGGCUCCUCCAUCUUCAGCUCUGCAUCCACUUUGAUCACCUCAGCUGUUCAGGAUGAGCCCCACACCACACCGCCAGGUUCCCCCAUGGUGUCUGCAGCAGCCCAGGCCUCUCCCAAGAUGCCCCCUGCAAAGGAGACCAAAUCACCUGCUGCUCAGAAAGCAGAGGAGAAGAAAGCAGAGCAACCCCAACAGGCCAAGGUCCCCCCAUCAGUACAGGUCAACGUGGACAAACCCCCAUCAGAGCCUCCGAAGGGAACAGCAUCCUCCCAACCAUCUCCCAAAGCAGGCCAGUCCACCUGUCCACUCUGCAAGGUGGAACUCAACAAGGGCUCCAAGGACCCUCCAAACUACAACACCUGUACCGAAUGCAAGAACACUGUCUGCAACCUCUGUGGAUUCAACCCCAUGCCAAAUGUUACUGAGGUGAAUGUGUGGCUGUGUCUGAACUGCCAGAUGCACAGAGCACUUGGAGGAAUGGAACCUCAAGGACCGACCAUGAUGAAACCCAAGCCUUCCCCCAACAAAGUCUCUGCUCCUGCUGCUCGUCAAACAAGAGACACACCAACAGCAUCUGGUCCCCAAAAAGUGGCCACUGCACCAGCCUCACCCAACAAGGAGUCAGUGACUCCAGCCUCCCAGCCUGUCCCCUCAAAACCUGAAGAUUCAGUGUCUGGGAAGAUGUUUGGCUUUGGUUCCUCCAUCUUCAGCUCUGCAUCCACUUUGAUCACCUCAGCUGUUCAGGAUGAGCCCCACACCACACCGCCAGCUUCCCUCAAGGUGUCUGCACCCUUUGCGCUUCAAAAGCAGGAGACUCCCACACCAACUGGUGCCCAAAAAGGUGCACCAACACAAGUGUCACCCAAAAAAGAGGCUCAAACACCAGCCAUAGCCCCAAAGAAAGACACCCCAAUGCCAGCCUCCCCCCAGAGAAAGUCAGACUCCCCCACAAUGACUGCAAAGCAGGACCAGAAACCUUCAAGUCCUUUAAAACCAGGAGACCCAUCAGAGGCUAAGCAGGGGAGUGCUGCACAACCACAGCAGCAGCCCCUACAGCAGAAGACUCCACAAGUCCAGCCUCAGCAGACCCCAGGAAGUGCACUGAAAGCAGAACCUGUGAAACCUCAGCAGACCCCAGCAAGUGCACUGAAAGCAGAACCUGUGAAGCCUCAGCAACAGCCUCCUAAAGUUGGGACCUCUCCAGGACCGGCUCAGAAGACACCACAGGAAAACCGGAGAACAUCAGAAGUUCAGAAACCACCACAGCAACCCAGCCCUGGGCGUAGCCAGAGUAGUGCCAUUCCGUCCACACAGCAACACCCCAAGCAGGAGUCAGGAGGCUUCUUUGGCUUUGGUGGUCCCAAAUCUCAGUCUAUCCCCUCAAAGCCUGAAGAUUCAGUGUCUGGGAAGAUGUUUGGCUUUGGCUCCUCCAUCUUCAGCUCUGCAUCCACUUUGAUCACCUCAGCUGUUCAGGAUGAGCCCCACAUCACUCUGCCAGCUUCCCCCAUGGUGUCUGCACCGGCCUCUCCCAAGAUGCCCCCUGCAAAGGAGACCAAAACACCUGCUGUUCAGAAUGCAGAGGAGAAGAAAGCAGAGCAACCCCAACAGGCCAAGGUCCCCACAUUAUUACAGGCCAACGUGGACAAACCCCCAUCAGAGCCUCCAAUGGGAGCAGCAUCUUCCCAACCAGCUCUCAAAGCAGACCAGCCCACCUGUCCACUAUGUAAGAUGGAACUCAACAUGGGCUCCAAGGACCCUCCCAACUACAACACCUGUACCGAAUGCAAGAACACUGUCUGCAACCUCUGUGGAUUUAACCCCAUGCCAAGCGUUACUGAGAUGAAGGAGUGGCUGUGUCUGAACUGCCAGAUGCAGAGAGCUCUUGGAGGAAUUGAACCCCCAGAACCCCUCAUGAUGAAACUGUAUCCCGACAAAGUUUUUGCACCUCAAACAGUCACUGUGACACCUAUUGCAGCUCAAAAGGACAUUUCAACACCUGCUGCAUCUGUGAAGACAGACAGUCCAAUCCCAAGCUCCCAUCAAAAGAAACCAGUUCCCCCUGCAGCUGAUAUAUCAAAAGCUGAAGCUACUAAAGCAGCAGGCACACAAAUGCCGGCAAGCCCAGCUCAGAUGGCAUCACAAGGGAACCGGAGAGCUUCAGAACCUCAGAAACCACCACAGCAGCCCAGCCAGCCUGGGCGUAGGCAGAGUAGUGCCAUCCCAGACACACAGCAACACCCCAAGCAGGAGUCAGGAGGCUUCUUUGGCUUUGGUGGUCCCAAAUCUCAGUCUACCCCCUCAAAGGCUGAAGAGUCAGUGUCUGGUAAGAUGUUUGGCUUUGGCUCCUCCAUCUUCAGCUCUGCAUCCACUUUGAUCACCUCUGCUGUUCAGGAUGAGCCCCACACCACACUGCCAGGUUCCCCGAAGGUGUCUGCACUGGCCUCUCAUAAGUUGCCCCCUGCAAAGGAGACCAAACCACCUGCUACCGAGAGAGCAGAUGAAUCAAAGGCAGAGCAACCCCAGCAGGCCAAGGUCCCCCCAUCAGUACAGGCUAAAGUUGACCAACCCUCAUCAGAGCCUCCAAAAGGAGUAGUAUCCUCCCAACCAGCUCUCAAAGCAGGCCAGUCCACCUGUCCACUCUGCAAGGUGGACCUCAACAUUGACUCCAAGGACCCUCCCAACUACAACACCUGUACCGAAUGCAAGAACACUGUCUGCAACCUCUGUGGAUUUAACCCAAUGCCACAUGUUACUGAGGUGAAGGAAUGGCUGUGUCUGAACUGCCAGAUGCAGAGAGCUCUUGGGGGAAUGGAACCCCCAGAACCCCUCAUGAUGAAACCACAACCCUUACUCAACAAAGUUUCUACACCUGCUGCACCUCAAAAGGAGCCUCCGGCAACUCAAAAGGUGAAGGAGACUGCGAUACCUGCUGUAGAUCAGAAGAAGGCCGCCUCCACACUCCAAAAAGAAGAGACAACCACUCUUGCUGCACCACAACAGGAGACUCCAUUACCAGCCUCAUCCAAAAUGGGGGAGACACCAGUUACAGGUUUAAAGCAGGACACUCCAACAACAGAUUCACCACAAAAUAAAAAAUGUCCUACACCACCAGGUGUGUCUGUAACAGAUGAGGUCCCAACCACAGCUUUGCCUGUCAAGAAGGACAUUUCUGCCUCAGCCCUUAUCAAGGAGGAACCAACUUCUGCCUCCCCUCUCAUCAAGGAGGUCACUGGUUCACCUCUCACUAAGGGGGCACCAGCCUCACCUCAAAAUAAUAAGGAACAUAUACUACCAGGGUCACAAAACAGAAAGGUGUCCCCAACACCAGGUUCAACCCAAGAUAACUAUGCUGUACAAUUAGGUUUACCUCUGAAGAAGGAAGCACCAUUUUCAUCAGCAGUAGAGACUAAAGAGGUCCAACUUCCAGCUACAGUUAUAAGCAAUGAGGCACCUGUUCCAGAUUCACUCAAAACAAACGAGACAACAACACUUGGCUCCGCAAUGAAAAAAGAGCGUUCAUCUACUGAGAUCUCAAUUGACAACCAGAAACCUGCAAUUGUUCAGAAGUUAAUGGAGCCACCAGCCACACCUACAAACAAGCAGAACGAGGUUGUUCAACCCUUACAGCAGCCAGAAAAGAAAAUGCCUGCUGCACAGACUCUGGCACAAGUACAGCCCCAGGAAGCUCCAAAGUCAGACCCCAAAAUCACUCCCCCAAAGCAGGAGCUUGGGAAACCAGCCAGUUCAGCACCUGCUCAGAAGGCAAUAGAGAACCGGAGAACAUCAGAACCUCAGACACCACCACAGCAGCCCAGCCAGAGUAGUGCCAUCCCACCCACACAGCAACCCCCCAAGCAGGAGUCAGUGGGCUUCUUUGGCUUUGGUGGUCCCAAAUCUCAGUCUACCCCCUCAAAGCCUGAAGAGUCCGUGUCGGGUAAGAUGUUUGGCUUUGGCUCCUCCAUCUUCAGCUCUGCAUCCACUUUGAUCACCUCUGCUGUUCAGGAUGAGCCCCACACCACUCUCCCAGCUUCCCCCAUGGUGUCUGCACCGGCCUCUCCCAAGAUGCCCCCUGCAAAGGAGACCAAACCACCUGCUGUCCAGAAUGCAGAGGAGAAGAAAGCAGAGCAGCCCCAGCAGGCCAAGGUCCCCACAUUAUUACAGGCCAACGUAGAUAAACCCCCAUCAGAGCCUCCAAUGGGAGCAGCAUCCUCCCAACCAUCUCCCAAAGCAGGCCAGUCCACCUGUCCACUCUGCAAGGUGGACCUCAACAUGGGCUCCAAGGACCCUCCCAACUACAACACCUGUACCGAAUGCAAGAACACUGUCUGCAACCUCUGUGGAUUCAACCCCAUGCCACAUGAAACAGAGGUAAAGGAAUGGCUGUGUCUGAACUGCCAGAUGCAGAGAGCUCUUGGAGGAAUGGAACCCCCAGGACCACCGAUGAUUAAAUCCCAACCCUUGCAAAGCAAAGUCUCCACACCUGCUGCAUCUCUAAAGCUGACCCCAGCACCAGCUAAACCCCAAAAGGAGAUUCCAGCACCUGCGGCUGCCCAAAAAGAGAUUCCUCCACCCACUGUACCUCAGGAGACACUAAUAGCGGCUGGAACCCCAUCAACAGCUGCAGUCAAAAAGGAGGAGACACCAGCACCAGGAUCCCCACAAAACAAACAUGCUCCACCUGCUGUGGCUGCAAAGGACAAACAGGAACCUAUAAUUGUUCAGAAACCAGUGGAACAAACAAUUCCAGUGACACCCAUACCCAGUGGUGCUGCUACACCUGCACAACAGCCAGAGAAGCAAAUUCCUCCACUGCAACAGCCUUAUGCUAAGCCCCCACCACAACUACAGCCCCAGCAAGUUCCAAAGAUAGACCCCAAAACUGAUCCCCUAAAGCAGGAGCCUGGAAAGCCUCAACAACAGCUUCCAAAAGGUGGGACCUCUCCUGCCAAAACUGUAUCACAACCACAGGCCAAGCCCCCAAAGCAGUCAGGAGGCUUCUUUGGCUUUGUCGGUGAUAAAUCUCAGCCUGCUCAGUCAAAGCCUGAAGAUUCAGUAUCUGGGAAGAUGUUUGGCUUUGGAUCCUCCAUCUUCAGCUCUGCAUCCACUUUGAUCACCUCUGCUGUUCAGGAUGAGCCUCACACCACUCUGCCAGCUUCCCCCAUGGUGUCUGCACCGGCCUCUCCCAAGAUGCCCCCUGCAAAGGAGACCAAAACACCUGCUGUUCAGAAUGCAGAGGAGAAGAAAGCAGAGCAACCCCAGCAGGCCAAGGUCCCCACAUUAUUACAGGCCAAAGUGGACCAACCCCCAUUAGAACCUCCAAAGGGAGCAACAUCUUCCCAACCAGCUCUCAAAGCAGGCCAGUCCACCUGUCCUCUCUGCAAGGUGGAACUCAACAAGGGCUCCAAGGACCCUCCCAACUACAACACCUGCACCGAAUGCAAGAACACUGUCUGCAACCUCUGUGGUUUCAACCCCAUGCCACAUGAAACAGAGGAAUGGCUGUGUCUGAAUUGCCAGACACAGAGAGCUCUGUCGGGUCAGCUGGGAGACAUGGGGAUGAUGGCCCAGCCACAACUCACAAUGACUGGUGCCCAGCCCACACCACAGCCUGUAGCCACAUCCACCAGGACAGAGCCCCUGUUUCAAGCAGCAACCACAACCGAGGCCCAGGCUGUUCCUCUCAUAUCAGAGCCCAUUCCACCUACACUAACACCUGCUCUUGCACAAAAGGAGCUGGAGCCAACGGUGAAAGUCCCUGAGGCUGAAGCUCCCAAUGCGGUCGCAAAGUCUGAGGCUCCAAAGACAGAAGUUCUCAAGGUGAAGAACGCCAAGACAGAGGCACCAAAAAUGGAGUCUUCUGUGGCAGAAGUUCCUACAAAUGAGCUGCCCAAACCAGUGCCACCUAAAUCUGAACCACCCAAGACUCCAGUGGUAGCUGCUCCUGUUGUCUCCGUCCCAAUGACUGAGGCCAUGACUGCUCCUGCUCCUCUACCCACCACAGUCACUACUGCCAUUGCUGUCACUCCAGCCACUGCGAAGGCUAAGGCUCAACCAGCAGAGCUACCUAAACCAGCAGAGGAGAAGGUUGAGAAGCCUGCAGAGAAGGUUGAGAAGCCACUGAAGCAACAGAAACCAGUGCCUGUCACAGUGCCUGAGAGGGUAACUCCACAACCAGUCCCAACAGCUGAUACCAUCAAGAAAGAGGCCGCUCCAUUGGUUGAAAAGGUGGAUGAUGUCCUUCCUGAACCUCAGCAGAUUCUCACUGAGAAGGAGACUGUGGAGAAGGAGAAAGAGCCAACUGCAGACUCCCUCCUAGCAGACCAGGUAGUAGUUGAGGUACCAUCCAGCCCAGCCAGUCCAUUUGAGGCUGACACCAAGACUGAGGACCAUAGUAUCAAGUCCCAGGAUGGACCAGAUAUACUUCCUAUUUCACAGGGCUCCUACAGCUCAGAGGAAGAGCUGAAGGAGUUGCAGACAGACAGAAAUGUCCCUAUGAUUGACACGACCGCUGACACAGCCAUGCCUUCCAAGGAAGAGGUGAAUGUGGAGAAGAGGCGUCUGAAUUAUGUACAGAUGGAGGAGAGCAGUGGGAGCGAACCCUCUCCCUCGCCCCAGGUCCAGAGACGGAGGUUAAGUGCGAUAGCAGUCAGCACGGCAGCCUCAUCCAGUAGCGAGGACUACAAAGCAGACAGCCCAGACUCAUCUGUGGAUGAGGAGGAGUUCAUCCGCAGGCAGAUCAUGGGGAUGACAAGAGAGGAGGAGAUGUUUCUCUCAGAGGAGGAAAAAGAUGAGAAAGAGAGCAGAGAGGAGGAGACCAAGGAGGCUGAGGUGGAUAACGAAUCAGGCAAAUCCAAACUUCUGCUAAAGAAAGGCAUUAUGGAUAAUGAAGACAGCCCAGCCAGGAGACCAUCUCUUCCAGGAUCUGAGGCUAAAACCACUGCAGAUAGGUCUGAGCUCACCACCACUGUGUUUAAGAAAGACAUGACGUUACAGAGAACAAAGAGCACGGAUGAUGGAGAUGCUGAGGUGGAGAGCAUCACAGAGUCUCCGGAGGACAAAUCCAAAGGCGAGGGGUCAUCCAGUGUCCAGGUGUCCAGCUUCACCCCUGGAACCUCCCCCACCUCAGCCUCUUCUCUGGAGGAGGACAGCGACAGCAGCCCCAGCCACAAGAGGAGUGGGGAGGGGAAACAGCACCGCAAGGCCAAGCACAGGCAGGCAGGCCAGUCCCUUCCCACCAUCGAGGACUCGUCAGAAGAGGAGGAACUCAGGGAGGAAGAAUAUCACCUCAGGGAGCAGGAGAAACAGGAGUCAGACCAGCAGCAGGGGAAGAGGAGCUCCAAGAAGUCCAAGAGGGAUAAAGACGAACUACAGACUCAGAGGAAAUGGGAUAAGCCUGUAACCUCGCCCAGUAACCUGUCUCCUAUUGAAAACGCCUCACCCACUAUGGAGAUGAGGCAGGCUAGAGAGAUGGAAGUGUUUCACAAGUCCUCAGGCUCUGACUAUUCUCCUAGCAUGGAGUCUGAUUUUGAGGCGUUUCACACAGAGGCCAAGAUAGCUGUCCCAAAAGGACAGAAGUUCAGUACUGCAGAGCCACUAAAGAAUGCAGAGGAUAUAUAUGAGGAGAUGCUUCAGAAAGCUAGAUCUCCUAAAGGAGAGACAGAGCCAGUCCCUGAGAUAGAGCCACUCUACGGAGGCAUGGCCAUAGAGGACUACCUCUAUGAGUCCCUAGUGGAGGAGCCUGAAGCUAAACCUAGUUCAGCCCUACCGGAGCAGCCCAGUAAAGACCAUGCUAAAGAGCCAGGGAAGAAAAGUUUAAGAUCUCCUGAAGAGGUGUAUGAAGAGAUGAUGCUGAAGAAGAAGGAACUGAUGUUGAUAGAGCAGGAGUUUCAGAGGGCUCAGUCAGCGAUGGACACUCCAACUCCAGAAAUACAUGUGACUGCACCAUCCAGUGCUGCAGCUGAGAGCUGCAAAGUUGGUGAGGCAGAGGGAGAAAAGCCUAUGUUAGAUGCGGAUUCUACCUACGUUAAGAGGAAGAAACGUCCUGCUCCACCACGACCCUCUGAACCUCCUAAACGGCCCGAGGUCUACGUUGCCAAGCCAACAGUUCCUCAGGAUAUGACUAUGAGGAGGGCUCUUUUCCCCAUACCGGAUUUGAAGAUCACCCAGUGUUCCUCUGGAGAGGAUGAGACGGAUGAUAGUAUAAUAGAGGAGUAUGGAGUGGGAGUGUCCUCUGAUAUUACCCCUAGCGAUGAGUCUGAGACUAAAGAACAGGUAGAGUCCCCUCCAGUUUCAGAACAUACACCAAUAACAGAGGCAGCUGAGAUUGAACCCAUCAUUGUAGUGUGUGAGGUUCCCCAGGCGAAAGCUACUCCAGCUCCUGCCCCUGGGACAGUUCUAGCCACCAGUACAAUCACAACAACAUCACCAAUCUCUCCAGUAUCACCUCCCACCUCACCAGCAACUCCAGACUCAAGUCUAGCCUCCAAUGCUACUUCCUCCUCCUCUUUCCAAGCUCCAAGUCCUCUCUCCUCUGACUCUACUCCAGUGUCCACUCCAACACCAGACCUGGCCAAAGCUGCAGCUCCCUUCGCAGCUCAGCUGCCUGCUGAUAUCUCCCCUCCUUCUAUUGCUCCCAUUAUGGCUGUUUCUCCAACCACAGUUUUGGUCACAAUUCCAGAUGUGGUGACAGAUCCAACCCAAGCACCAACACCAGCUACAACUACAGUCCAUGCUUCUGCUCCACUAGCCCAACCCCAAGCCUCAGUCCCUGCCUCAGUGGUGAUGCACAUACCUGAUCCGGUUGUAAUCCAAAUGCCAGACCUGGUUACAUCUCCAUCCCAGAUGUCUGUUCAGGGUCCACCUUCUGUGCAGGUCACAGCCCCAACUCCAGUACCAAGCCCAGUACCUUCUGAAGCUACAUCUCCGGUCCCAGCUGCUCCCAGUGCAAUGUCAACUUCGGCUACAGUCUCUGCUCCAACUCCAGCCCCAGCUCCAGUUGUAGUCCAAAUGCCAGACCUGGUUACCAUCACCUCUUCAGUUUCACCCCAAGCCCCACUACCUGUGACAUCCUCGGCUACAGUGGUGCAUUCAGUCCCUGUCCAGACUGCUGCCCCACCUCCAACCCCAGUAGUAGUCCCAGCCAUAGGGACACGCCGAAUUCAGAGACAAGCCUCCACCAAAAAAGCCCCACCUCCUCCUCCACCUAGGUCUACAUCUGUCUCCCUGCCCCAAACCUCAGCAGAGCCUACCUCUAUCAGGGCCAUCCAUAAUGUCUCCCCGACCGUGACUACCACAAUAGCCAUGGGAGCAGCUCUGCCUGUGGUGGUGAAUGUACAGUCGCUAGUGGAGGAUGUCCGGCCAGAAGGUGUAGCUGGCUCUCAGGUUAUGAUGACCCCAACCAGACAGGGGCAUGUGGUCAUCAUAGUUCCCAAUGUGGAGAACAUGUCAGUGCUCAGCCAGACAACCCAAGACCUUGUGGCAAACUCAGUGGCAAUAACUACCACCUCUGCUGUGGUUGAUGGCAGUAGUCAGAUAGCAGCAAGGCCUGUGGUUGUCAGUGUUGCUCCUUUCUAUACUGCUCCCUCUGUUCCUGCUGUACACAGCUCAGACACAUAUAUACCUUUGGCAGAUACCCCAACACCUCCUUUCCCUCCUCCACCACCCCCUGCCACCUUACUAAAGCCAGCUGUUUAUCCCAAAAAGCCUUCCAUUUCCAUCCCACCUUCAGUCCCAACAUCAGUUCCAGUCUCAGCUGCUUUGACAAUGGCACAGGCAACUGUAACAACCCCAGACCCCAGUCCAGUACACAAGGCCCCUGCACCCCCUCCAGUCCCCCCCAAGCCUGUGUCCAUCCCUGCAGGGCUGGUGUUCAGCCACCGACCAGGGGAGAGUGUCAAACCUCCAGUGUAUCCCACUGCCAGCCACACACUUCCCACGACCAGAGAAGUGGUUCCGAAAGCCAGCUCAGCAGAGCCAUUCACAGCCACAACACUGCCCAGGACCAGAGAACCUCCCAAUGCCCUGUCUCUGAGUCUGACCACCCCAGUGGAAUCCAAGAUGAGUGCUACCUCACCCAGGUCCCCUCUUUCUCCAAGGAACGCCAAGUGUCUGGAGACGUAUGUUGUGAUAACUCUGCCCUCAGAGCCUGGCACACCCACAGAGGGAAUCACUGUCCAAGCCCCCAUCAGAAGAGGGUCCAUCCUCCCCUCUAAGCAGACAGGCCCGGGGGUUAGGACCACACCUUCAGAACAGCAGUCACCCAUUGAGGCCUUCUCAGCCCAGGACAAUGUCAGGAGAGCAUCAGUUCCCUCAUUGAGGCAGCCACCACCACCAGCAGCAACAAUAGGACCAGUUGAAGUAGCAGCACCCCUAGAGGUAGUCACUGUUCUAGCAACAGCAAGACGGCCUUCCAUACCAUCAGCUAUGCAGCCUCCAUACAGUAUGGCUGAGGUGGUGACAGUUUCAGCUGGGUCUGAGAUGCCUAUUCAGGUACACAAUGUCCCAGCUCCAAUCAAGAAACCGUAUAAACCUCCAACAGCCAAGCCACCGCAGACAGUGUCUGUGGUUAUGACGAUGCCAUCAGAGCCACGGGUUGCUGUAGAAGUGUCUGCAACUCAAGCCUCUGGUAGAAGGGCAUCAAUACCUGCUGUACCUCAGCAGCCACAAUAUGUGGCUGAAGUAAUGGCUUUACCAGCAGAGCUGGACAUACCUACAGAGGUUGUUUCAAUUGAGGCCAUGUCUGGAAGAGCAACAAUACCAUCAGAAAUGCAGCAACCACAAACCAUGGCAGAGGUAAUGCCAUUGCAGCAGGAAAUACCAAUGGGAGCUAUGGCCACCCAAAUCCAUGUAGAAGCUACACCCUCAACCAUGCAUCAGUCACCAUCUCUGAUAGAGGUGAUUUCAACUGAGGCUGUCUUUAGAAGAGCAUCAAUACCAUUGGAAAUGCAGCAUCCACAAACCAUGGCAGAGGUAAUGCCAUUACAGCAGGACACACCAUCAAUACGAUCAUCUGCACCACAACCACAAGGAGUGGCUGAAGGAAUGACAUUUCCUUCAGAGUAUGAAAUGCCUACGGAGGUUAUAACAACUGAGGCCACUACAACUAGAAGGACAUCCAUAUCCUCUGUAGCACAACAACCAUACACAUUUGCUGAAGUAAUGACUUACCCAUCAGAGUAUGAAACACCCACCCAGGUGGUUACAACUGAGGCUAUUUCCACUACAAAAAGAGCGUCUAUAACCAUGCAGCAGCUUCUAACUAUGGCCCAGGUUAUCACAAUGCCCGCAGAGGCAGAGGUACCUCUAGAGGCAUAUGCUGCCCAAGUUCAAUACAGGAGAGAAUCCAUCCCCUCAGCAGUGCAACCACCACAGGCAGUAUCAGAAGUCCUGAGUUACUCAUCAGAGUAUGAGACCCCCCAGGAGGUCAUUACAACUGAAGCCUACACCAGGAGAAUGUCAGUUCCCUCUGGCCAGGAGGUUCCCCAGACUGUCCCCGUGGCUCCAGUCACCAUCACCAGGAAGUUCCACCAGGAGUCGAUAGAGAGCCAGGAAAUCCGUGGGCCUGAGAAGGUGGUGUCCAGCCUGAGCCACGUGUACUCCUCCUCUAUCUCCACCUCAGCCCAGCCCCCAGAGAGACUGCCCAGCUUGGUCACUCAGGUGGUCACCACCGAGGUUCAGAGAACCACUGUGUCUGUGGUUCAUGAAAGGCUGCCCCAGGCUCCUGCGUCAGACGCAUUGGCCAUCCUUAUCCAGCCAGACCUGGCUAAAGUCCAGCCCUCUCCCAAACAGAACGGGAAGAUCUACUCCGGUGAUGCCAUUGACCUCCGCACCAUUAAGGUCGGUGUAAAGAUGACCGAUUCAGGGAUGGACUUGACGCCUCAGGAAUCGAGUCGCCAGUCUGUCUGUAGCAACUCUAGUGGCCGACAUACGGCAGUGCAGCCAGAGAUAGUGAACCUGAGUGCUGAGAUCACCCCUUCCACCACGUUGGCUGUUGUCACUGAUAGCAUCACUAUUGUCACCUGUUCAGCCACCAUUGCCUCCUACACCAGCGAGCCAGAAGAAAAGCCUUUAGAUCUGCAGGGUUAUGUUGCCUCCAUGCCUCUCCCUCUUACCACAUACAAACCAUUCGAGCCUCUGGCACAGAUAGUGUAUAGGCGUGUAGACUGUCCACCUAUCGUCAGCACGGUGAUAGCCAGAGACACAGAGACACCAAUUAACCUGUCCUAUGGAGCCUCCACAGUCGAUAGCAGGCUUCCAGUGACCAUGACCCCAGCUGUCAGCAAUGGGGGAACCAUGCUCUCAGAGCUGGCUGGGGCCGUGGACCUGUCCACCUCCAGACCCCUUAGGGCCAUGGUGGCUCUGUCCGGCACCAGCCCAGGUGUGGUGACUACGGUUGUAGAGGAUGAUGGGACGCCCAUAGAUCUGACAGCUGGGAAAAAUGUGUGCUGUGACGUCAUCUACAAGCUACCCUUCACAGGGAGCUGUAGGACCCAGCCACCAGUUAUUACCCAGCCUGACAACCACUUCGGCUACAGAGAUGACCACUACCAGUAUGAUCAUGCUGGGGUCUAUGGAAUCAAGGUCUUGAACGGCAAGGCCAUGUCUGAGACCAAUCUGGCUGAUGCAGGACUCUUCCUCUAUAAUGGAAAGACCGAAUAUGACUAUAAAGUCUUGGACAGUGCGGUAGACCUGACAGCUGGUAAUAUAUCCGCAGGUGAAGCUCUAGACUACACUAGUAAAGCUGCUGGGGCCUAUACUGGGAUAUCCACUGCUCCAUAUUCCCAGGUCCCUGCUUAUAGUGUCCUUAGAUCCACAGACGGAAUGGUAUACUCCUCCAUAGCAGCCCCUGUUCCUUCUACAUAUGCCAUCACCACCCAGCCAGGGUCCAUCUUCAGCACCACCCUUCCCCCUACCACCACCCUCCAGGAGCAGCCAGCCCAAGCUCCAUACCCCUAUGGCUUCAUCCCCACCACUGACCCUGGCAACCAGAUCAUCAGCCUGGGAACUGGCCUGCCCAAGGACCUGCUGCCCAGCGCUCUGGCUGACAUCAUGACUGGCUUCCCUGCCCUAUACUCUGACCAGACCUUGGAGGCCAUCGCAGCCUCUCUGGAGGCCCUGGCCUCGUUGCCCAUGUUCCCCGGCCUGGAUGACAGCAAGAUCACCCAGUACCAGAUGGAGAGGGAGUUCCUGCAGCUGGAGAAGCUGAAGCAGCUGUGUCUGGCAGAGGAGCUGGAGUGGGAGAGGCAGGAGAUCCAGCGCUACCGCGAGCAGGAGCAGAUCAUGGUGCAGAGGGAGCUGGAGGAGCUGCAGGCUCUGAAACAGAAGUUGUUAGUUCAACAGGAAGAGGAGCACCAGGCACACCUUGUAGCACAGCAGGAGACCUACAACCAGCAGAGGGAACAGCUAGAGCAGAUCCAACAGCUCCAGGUGCAGCUACAGCACCAGCUAGAGGAGCACUACGGUACCACAGGAAACUCAGAUAACCUGCUAGAGGCACAGUAUGCAGGGGUGGGGGAUAGCGGUCAGUACUGGCCUGUUAGGGAUGAGUCCACCACCUCAUCCACUGUCAUCCAGCUAGAAGGUGGGGUGCAGUAUGUGACCGGUGAGGGUCAGAGAGAGGUUGGCGGUCAGGACCAGCUGCAGCUCAGUAGGAAACAGUCGGCAGGGUCUAAGCAGCCUGGUGACCAGGGGUAUGGUACAGGAGUGGUAGGGAAGAGGAUAGUGGACAGUGGGGUCCAGACAGACGAUGAGGACUCAGUAGACAGAACAUAUGUGGGGAGGAGGAAGAGGAACCACAGGGGGAGGGGUGUAGACAGCAGUGUUCAGACUGAUGAUGAGGAGGACCAAGAGGAUGAGUGGGACAUGCCAACCAGGUCGCGGCGGCGCUCCCGCUCCAGCAAGCACAGUGGUGAGGGGAAACACGGUGGCUCUAAGGUCUCCAGCAUUGCCAUCCAGACUGUGGCAGAGAUCUCUGUCCAGACCGACCACUCUGGCAGCAUCAAAUGCCCCAGCAUCCAGAUGGACACUAAGGUGGAGAUCAUCAAACAUAUCUCAGCCCCAGAGAACUCUCAGAGAGGAGGCAGCCUCAGCUGCCAGACAGACACAGACCGCAGGCGCCACUUGCCCGUAGAGGUGGGCUACAGCGCCUACCUGAAGGCAGACCUCGCCCCCAAGUCCCCCAAAGUGCUUUACUCUCCCGUGUCCCCCCUCUCCCCGAGUAAGGCCAUGGAGGAGGGGCAGAAGAGGCUGACCACUGACCCGUCCAGGUUUUCCAACGGACCUAGGAUGCUGAAGCCUGGACCGAAGUCUCUGGCUGACCCCAAGUCUCUCAGCCCCACCCCCGAAGACAGGAUAGGCUACCACUACACAGAAACCUACUCUGGCCAGGGCUCUCCGUCAGGCACUGGAAAGAAGGUGAAGAGGACCUUACCCAACCCUCCCCCGGAGGAUGACCCUCUGACUGGCCCAUCAGGCUACAGCGCCAACUCAGCGCGCCGACGUCUCGGCCGUCACACCACCAUGGCCCGGGCCAAGAUCUUGCAGGACAUCGACAAGGAGCUGGACCUGGUGGAGAGAGAGUCAUCCAAGCUCCGCAGAAAACAGGCCGAGCUAGACGAGGAGGAGAAAGAGAUUGAUGCCAAGCUGAGGUAUCUGGAGAUGGGCAUUAACCGUCGUAAGGAUGCCCUGCUGCAGGAGAGGGAGAAGAGGGAGAGGGCCUACCUGCAGGGUGUGGCUGAGGAGAGAGACUACAUGUCGGACAGUGAGGUCAGCAACAUCAGGGAGACCAGAGGGAACAGCCACGGCCUGGAGAGACCCAGGACAGCUCCACAGUCAGAGUUCGACCAGUUCAUUCCCCCUGAAACUGAGGCUGACUCCCAGUACUCCACUCUUACCAGUCCCUACUCCCACUACACCCAGUAUGUCCCCCAGACCCAGGCCAUCAGCCACUACCCCCAGCAGACCCUGUACCAGCAGCAGGCCCUCUACCAACAGCACCCCUACCAGAGCCAGACAGUCUACUCCUCUGUGCCAAGCCUGUCCUACCCCCAGGCCUCCCACUCCCACCAGCAGGCCCAGUCCUCAGGCUACCAGUCCAAGAACACCACCAACUACGAGGUGAUCCGGAACCAGCCCAUGAUCAUCGUACCCUCCUCCAGCGAGGGGGGGUAUGGGGUGGGGAAGUACGGUAGCCUGGAACUAAGGAUGGGCCUGGAGGAGAGGAGCAUGGCCUCCAGCCCCAUGUCUAGUAUAUCUGCUGAGUCUUUCUACGCUGACAUCGACCACCACAAUGCCAGGAACUAUGUUCUGAUAGAGGACAUAGAGCAGCUGACUAAAGGCUCUACAGCGCUGGGCUCUGCAGGGCUGGGGUCAGGGUUCAGUCUGCCUGAUAAGGACCUGUCUAAGGCUGACAGGCUGCUCCGGGCCGCCGAGGCCAGGCGCACUGCAGAGGUUGCGGAGUUCCUUGGUAACUCGCGUCUGCACAGCUACGGUAAAGGAGAGGAGGACUCUAUGGAGGAGCCUUAUGAGCUGAAGCUCCUGAAGCAACAGAUAAAGCAGGAGUUUAGACGAGGGACGGAGGGUCUGGAGCACCUCUCAGGCCUGGGCAUGCCCCAGUACCUCCCCACUGACCCCAGCUACAGACACUUCCCUAAGGCUGACAAGUACAGCAUCAGCCGGCUGACCUUGGAGAAACAAGCUGCCAAGCAGCUCCCUGCCGCAGUGCUCUACCAGAAACAGAUCAAGAACCAGAAGAAGGCAACCCUGAUGGACCCCAAGACAACCAAGUUCUCUUCCAUCCAGGAGAGCAGAGACCUGGAGCCAGACUACAGCAGCUUCCUGGGCUCUGGAGCCUCGUCUGUCACCAACCUGUCCACGCGAGCCAGACUGCUCCAGGAUGAGAUCACCUUUGGCCUGAGGAAGAACCUGUCUGAGCAGCAGAAGUACCUGGACUCUUCCCUGGGAUCUAACCUGGCUGGCUCUCUGGGCCAGAACCUGGGCCAGUCCCUUGGCCUGGGGGGACCCACCAUGAGGACUACCCUACAGGACGACACCACCUACCCCAGCGGCACGCGCUCUCGCCCCUCCUCCCGCCCCAACUCCCGUCCCACUUCCGUCUAUGGCCUGGAUCUGUCCAUCAAACGGGACCUUUCCAGCUCCUCUCUCAGGCUGAAGAUUGAGGGAGAAGCAUUGGACGCAGCGUUCGGCACGGGGGCGGCCAGGACCAAGCCCACCAGCCUGCCUAUAAGCCAGAGCCGCGGGCGCAUCCCCAUCCUGACUCAGAACUCAGAGGAGGAGAGCCCUCUGAGUCCUGUGGGAGAGCCCAUGGGCAUGGCCAGAGCCUCAGCCGGCCCUCUACCACCUAUCUCAGCUGACUCUGCCUGAGAGACCAGGACAUUUGGCUCUCCUGAGGCUGUCACGGAGGUCCAGCAGCACAUGUUUAGGGAGGAGUCCAGGGCUACACUGGGACAUACUGUAGACAUAGCCUUCAUCAUGGACGACCUGGGAGGAGCCAUGUCUGACAGCGAAGCCCUAACUGACUCCAUGCUGACUCUGAACAGAGAUGAUCCCAGAAUCUUUCAUGAGAGUAUCAGACACGCGUACCACCUGAGGAGGGAGGACACUGACUGGUUUGAUAAGCCUGCAGAGAGACAACAUCAGAAAAAUGGACAGCCUCUGGACAGGAGACAGAUUAAGCUGAUUCCCUAUGUGUUCCCUCACACCCGGCUCAAACUACAGAGGGACCCCAAGGACACCAGUGUCUCAGGGAAUGGCCUGGGGAUCCGUGUGGUGGGAGGAAAGGAGAUUCCUGGUUGUCAUGGUGAGAUAGGAGCCUACAUCGCUAAGGUUACACCCGGAGGAGUGGCCGAACAGACAGGGAAAGUGGUGGAAGGAAUGCAGGUGUUGGAGUUGAACGGGGUUCCUCUGAUGGGGAAGACUUACGAGGAGGUGCAGUGCAUUAUGGGUCAGCCGUCUGCAGAGACUGAGCUCUGUGUGAGACUUGACCUGAACAUGCUGUCUGACCCUGAGCAUCCCCAGGCCCUGGAGAACAAUGACCAGCUGAAGCCUGGUGACAGGCAGUGUUCUCCAGGAGUGGACCCUAAGCAGCUGGCUGCAGAGCUGCAGAAGUUUUCCCAACAGCAGGCCCCUGGGAUGGGGGUAGGAAUGGGGGUGGGGGUGCCAGGAGGAGUAGGGGUCCUCUCUGCCCUUGACCGCUCAGCUCUGUUACACUCAGGCAAUGCAUCGGCUAGCUCUAGUGACGUCCCCAGCCCCGGUCAGCCUGCCUCCCCAGCCAUCAACAAGAAACAACGCCACAGCGCCAAGUCGGCAGCAGAUGUGCAGGUGCUAAAGUCUCAGCCUCACCCUAUAACAGGAGAAAUACAGCUCCAGAUCAACUAUGACAGGAACCUGGGGAACCUGAUAGUGCAUGUGCUCCAGGCCAGGAACCUGGCUCAGAGAGAUCCCAACAGAUACUCUGACCCCUUUGUCAAGGUUUACCUCCUACCAGGGAGAGGACAAGUCAUGGUAGUCCAGAACGCAAGUGGUGAGAACAAGAGGAGGACCAAGUAUGUUCAGAGGAGUCUGAACCCAGAGUGGAACCAGACCGUCAUCUACAAGAACAUACACCUGGAACAGCUGAAGAAGAAGACUCUGGAGGUGACAGUGUGGGAUUAUGACAAAUCUUCCUCCAAUGACUUCCUGGGAGAGGUGUUGAUAGAUCUGUCUAACACAACUCAGCUGGACAACACUCCUCGCUGGCUGCCUCUGAAGGAGCAGAGUGAGAGCAUUGAGCAUAGCAGAUCACAUCACACCGCCCAGGGGUCUGGGGGGCCAGGAGCAGGGGCAGGGCCGGGACAGGGGCCCAUAGCGGGGCAAGGACCAGUCAAGGACAUGGGGCCAGGAUUAGGACAAGGACAAGGCCUAAUGCAUGGACAGGGACAGGGGCAGGGGCAGGGGCAGAUGGAGGAGUGCCUUGAGUCCCCCAAGAACUCAGUGAUAAAGAGCAGAAGCCACGGGAUCUUCCCUGACCCAGCAAAAGACAUGCAGAUGGUGACUCUAGAGAAGUCCCACAGUAGUCCCGGCAGCUCUAAGUCAUCGUCAGAUGGCCAGCUUCGUUCCCACGGUCCGUCCCGCAGCCAGAGCAAGAGCAGUGUCACGCAGGCCCACCUGGAGGAUGCUGGGAUAGCUAUAGCUGCCGCAGAGGCCGCUGUGCAACAAGCCCGCCUCCAACCGAGACCAGGCCACAGGUUGGGGGAUGUGUCUGGGCCGGUGGUGUCCUCAGCCCCCAAUCUGCUGGAGGGGUAUGGGGGUCUGGAUGGAGAAGAGGGGGCUGGCACAGGGGUCGACAGCGCCAUUUUCCAGGUCCCACACAUAGGGAAGACCAUCCCCAACGGCAUUGACAAGUCUAGAGGACUGCCACUCUCGCUAUCGGACAAUGAGGGGGGUGGGGGUAAGACCCAGAUGAUGGGGGAGAUCAAGGUGGCCUUGAAGAAGGAGGUGAAACAAGAGGGAGACCAGCUGGUCCUGGAGGUUCUACAGUGUAGAAACAUCACUUACAAGUUCAAGAGCCCAGACCACCUACCAGAUCUCUAUGUGAAGCUGUACGUUGUUAAUGUGGCGACUCAGAAGAGGAUCAUCAAGAAGAAGACAAGAGUGUGUCGACAUGACAGAGAACCCUCCUUCAACGAGACCUUUAGGUUCAGCCUCAACCCCACCGGACACUCACUGCAGUUGUUCCUGGUGUCUAACGGGGGUAAGUUUAUGAAGAAGACCCUGAUAGGAGAGGCCUACAUCUGGCUGGACAAGGUGGACAUGAGGAAGAGGGUGGUCAGCUGGCACAAACUGCUGGUCAAUUCCACACACAACCAGUCCUGAGAGUUCAACUUGAAGUCACAGAGAGGUCAACCAGAUGUCAGUGAAGGUCAAUGAAUAGUAUUGGUCAGUGGUUGCUCGUAGAGGAAGACGAAAAAGAGGAAAAGGGAUAUGAGUUGCGUUACAGAGUGCCCUUCAUCUCCUUUGUGUUAUUGUAUGAAUGAAUGAAUGAAGGAAUGAAGGAAGGAAGGAAGGAAGGAAGGAAGGAAGGAAGGAAGGAAGGAAGGAAGGAAGGAAGGAAGGAAGGAAGGAAGGAAGGAAGGAAGGAAGGGGGCCUAUCCCCUCACACUGUCAUACAUGGACUGUACCCUGAUUCUUUAUUGGAUUGUAACAGCCAGAGACUCAAUCCUGCUAUCUGAUUGGACCAAAUAUUCAGAGACUGUACCCCGGAUUGGAUAGAGGCUGCCAGCACACACACACACGCACACGCACACGCACGCGCACGCGCACACACACACACACACACACACACACACACACACACACACACACACACACACAGAGAGAAAUGAAGAAGUCCCCUUAUCUGCUGUAAGAGGACACACACAUCUCACUAUCUCCCAGCUCUCUGCUGUGCAAGUCGGAUGCAAAACCUGACGUCAAUCAGGACUGUGCAGCAAUACCACAGAGUAAUUACCAUGCCAGAACUACUCCUUUCUGUUUUGUCUGGAUCUGAUGCUGUUGUCUAUGGUUUAUCAUAGCCUCCACUUUAAGAUCUUUGUGAUCUGUCUGUCAUUCAGUCAGUCGGUGCGGUGCAAAUCAAUGUAUUUGUUUUUUGUCCUGAGCUGCUUGACAAAGUAUGGAAUGUUUGUUGUAUGAUACUAUUCAUGUAAUGUAAUGUAAAAAAACACACAAAAAAACAAGGUGUAUGUACAUUGAAAAUCUAUGGUUGAUAUUGCAGUAACUGAAGCUGACAUUAUCUGAACACUUCCGUCCAGUAGGUGGCGGUAAUUCCCUAUUACAGUUAGUUGUCAACCGCCGUAAAACUCCAACUCGACCUUACCUGGACAAGUGUUAAUGUACAUUCAGAUGUAGAUAGAUAUAUGUCUGAAUAUUAAAUAUAUCAAAGACACACUGUACAGAGAAAUGUUAUUUAUGAACAUAGAGUUUAUAACAAUAAAACAUACAGAUAUUGCAGAUGAUGCGAGGGGUCUCCUCAUGUGCAGUUUAUUCUAAAGACUAAAUGUAUUCUGUACAGAAGGUAUGUAUGGAAGGAGCACAGACAAUCCAAUCACUUUAGCUCUGACGUUAUGCAGUUAUACUGGGUGUUAUUCAUUGGAAAAAAUAGGAAAAUGCAGUUCAAAUGGUGAAUGUAGAACUCAUUUUACAACUGAGACAUUAGAGGAGAACUUCCACAUGGCUAUCCCUCCUCUUACAGGUGGGGAGAAGAUAACAGAUAGAAAGGGGAUGUCAGGUCCCUUCCCCUUCAAGCUAUCCCCUAUUAUGUCCUGAAUGUUACUGACUGGGGAAGAUCAUGUGAUUUUACUGGACUCAUCUGACUUGAUGUUUUUGUGUUGUAUUUCACACACAUGACUGGAGGCUUAAACAAUAGCUCUUGUUUGAGAGAGAAACCUGGAUUGCUGGCCACUUUGCCCGACCUGCAAUCGGACAGAGGGAUGUGUGGCAUCUCUCUGGUGAAGUGCUCUGCUCCCCAGACUGAGCUGCUCACCUGUCCUAUGUCAAAGCAACAGGUAAACACACCUGUCCUCUCGGUGUGUGACAUCACAGUCUGGUUCUGUAUGCUGUGUGUGCCAUCACAGUCUGGUUCUGUAUGCUGUGUGUGCCAUCACAGUCUGGUUCUGUAUGCUGUGUGUGCCAUCACAGUCUGGUUCUGUAUGCUGUGUGUGCCAUCACAGUCUGGUUCUGUAUGCUGUGUGUGCCAUCACAGUCUGGUUCUGUAUGCUGUGUGUGCCAUCACAGUCUGGUUCUGUAUGCUGUGUGUGCCAUCACAGUCUGGUUCUGUAUGCUGUGUGUGCCAUCACAGUCUGGUUCUGUAUGCUGUGUGUGCCAUCACAGUCUGGUUCUGUAUGCUGUGUGUGUGUGUCUUAAUGUCGUCACACAUGGCCUAUUUUCCUCUCAAAGAUUAGCGUAAAAAGAAAGUGUGAACUGUUCUUUUAAAAAUCAAUGUGUGGUUUGUUUAUUAACAUCCAACAUCAUGCUGUACACAGUACACUGUAAAUUGUACACUGUGCAGUCGGUGUCAGUGUACGUGGGGGUAAUGCAACAACACAGUGAACCAGCCUGUGGCACUGUCUCUGCUCAAUGCUCUAAGUCAUUACCUAUGGCCCAGUCAUCACAUAUGGCCGGGACAUGCUGAUACACACUUAUAUACAGUAUAGGUCUAUGUUACUGUCAGUCAUCACUAUAGUAGCCUGGUUUACUUCUCGGUUCAGCUAUUACAUUCCAUUCCUUGUACUCUGUGUCUUUGGUAAAUGACAGGAGUGGCAGGGAGGGGAAUAUUAGCUAAAAAAUAUUUGUACCCAGACUAUGAAUAUAUCAUAGUAAAGAACAUCACCAGGUGACCCAACAGACCUACUACCCUCAACCCGACUGCUAGUGUCUAGGCAUAUCACUGAGGAACUAGGGGUGACAGAUGCAAUUUCCUAAUACAUAAAGUCCAUAUCAGAGGCUCGAAAUGCAGACACUGAGUCAAGAUGUCAGAAUGUUCAUGAGUCAAGAUGUCAGAAUGUUCAUAAAAACAAAAAAUAAACAUGAUUUUAAAGAAAGGUAAAAAAGUUUUACAAAAAUUUAAUUGUCGUGCCAACCUUAUUUUGUAAGCAAACCCAUUGGUUCUGUUGAAGUAAUUCUAUGCAACAUAGACUUUGUGUUUGAAUGCAUUUUCUUAACAUGUAAUAUCAGUGAACAUUGCGUCUGAAAAUAUGUAUCUUAUGAAGAGAAUUUUGAUUUAUUUUGAUUUAUAUAUUAUUAAAGAAAAAUAGAAAAAAAUAUAGAUACAUUUUUUUACUACCUGUAUACAAUCAUAUACACAAAGCUUGUGCACUUUAGUAUUACAUUGUUGACUGAUUUCCUUGUUCCGUGUAAAGUGUCAUGACAUGCAAGUUGAAGUGGCUGUUCCAGUUAAUGUCUUUAUGUUGAGAUGAUUUUGAGUUUGUGAUGUAUGAAGGAGUUCAUAUGACACAUGAAUUUACAUGGCAAAAGAAAAACUCAAAUGAAAUCUACAAUCACAGACAAUUUAAGGUACAUAUUGCUUCAUAUCUGAGGAGACACCAUCAAACUGUAUGGUUGAUAUAACCACCAACACAUGUAUGUAUAAAUCCAUGAUGUUCAGUCUGAGAAGAAUUAUGAGGUCAUUUUCAAAGCUCAACUCCAGGUUUGUCCCCCCCUUCAUGUUCUCCUCAGAUUACACUCAGCUAGAUUGUCAAUUACCAUUGUCGCUCAGUCCGUUCCGAGUAACCAUGAAACCAAUCAAACGUGUGUAUCUGUGAGGGGUGUGAAUGUGGCGUACUCAUCUGAUCUAUGUAAAUAUAAAGUGUUUUUAUUUUCUACAGAGAUUGAUUGUUCGUAUUGUCUGAGGUUUGAGCAUGUGAGUGUAAAACAAAAAUACAAAACACUUAAAACCUGUCUGUCUGUCUGUCUCUAGUGGUGUGUGUGAGAAGGUGAUUAUGUGAUCUGACCGUGCGUUGUCAACCCAUGGUUGUCUGACUGUAAAACUAUGUCAAAGAUGCCCAGCCAACCAGAGGGGACAAAUCUACUUAAUUUCAGUUGUUUGAGACUUCCUGUUACCACACUGGAUGUUGCAUGUCUGUCAAUAUUUUGCUUCCAGAUAUGUUCAAAAAGAGGGAGAUAAUAUGUAUAGAUUUAUCGGAAGUUGUAUGCCGACUGUAUAAAGAUUAUGCUUGUAAAAUGGUCUUGUUUUUCACUCAGUGUAAAAAUGGGGAAAUCUAUCGUUCUGGUUUUGUGGUUGUACACAGGAUGUGUUAAGAUAUUAUUAUGCAAAUUGUGCUGUAAAAAAGGCUGUUUCCCUAAAAUCUAAAGAAUAAAUAUAAAAAGAGAUUUAUUCCACAACCUAAA
This is a messenger RNA of Oncorhynchus masou masou (cherry salmon), 25790 nucleotides long. RefSeq names its product protein piccolo-like. Lineage: Eukaryota; Metazoa; Chordata; Actinopteri; Salmoniformes; Salmonidae. Gene Ontology annotation, molecular function: structural constituent of presynaptic active zone; protein binding; metal ion binding. Gene Ontology annotation, cellular component: glutamatergic synapse; axon; cytoskeleton of presynaptic active zone. The transcript is spliced from 38 exons. The record is from RefSeq and is a predicted model, not a curated record. Gene Ontology annotation, biological process: protein localization to synapse; presynaptic active zone assembly.